Bombina bombina (fire-bellied toad) is the source of this 8607-nucleotide messenger RNA. RefSeq names its product collagen alpha-1(VII) chain-like. The coding region runs from base 484 to 8607 and encodes 2707 amino acids. The record is from RefSeq and is a predicted model, not a curated record. The transcript is spliced from 99 exons. Gene Ontology annotation, molecular function: protein binding. Lineage: Eukaryota; Metazoa; Chordata; Amphibia; Anura; Bombinatoridae.
UGGUCCAGUGAGUGGGGCACAGUGCUGUGUGAACACACGUGGGGAGGCUGAGUAACUCCUCCCCCCCUCUGCUCAUAUCUCACCAAAGUGACUUCCAACUUCACUCCAGCUAAGGAUAACAUCUCAGGCCAGCACCUCACUCACGCCUGCUGGAUAUAAUCUGGAGACAUCAUACAUAGCAUCUUUACCAGGAAAGUCCCUCAGUGACACAGACCUUUCAGUGGAACUAAGAAAUAAGCUGCAGUUUAUUGAAUCAUGUGUAUUUAUUAUACAGGAUAAUUCCUCAUCGAAGCCGGCAGAAGUCUUCCUCCAAGCGGGCAGAAGUCUUCAUCCAGACGGCAUCUUCUAUCUUCAUCCAUCCGACGCGGAGCGGGUCCAUCUUCAAGACAUCCGGCGCGGAGCAUCCUCUUCUUCCAAUGGUCAACGUAGAAUGAAGUUUUCCUUUAAGGUUGUCUAAGUUAAUUAUUGGAAGAAUUGGAAAAAAUGAAGAUCUUCUCACAUCUGGGGAUAUUCAUUUUAGCAGCAGCUGUUUUAACAGAAAGGAAAACGUGGGCGCAGCCGGAAGUAUGCAGGUCAGCAGAAAUGGCAGAUAUUUUAUUUUUGGUGGAUGAGUCUUGGAGUGUUGGAGAAGAAAACUUUCAGAUAAUUAAAGACUUUAUUGUGAGCAUGAUAAGUUCGUUUGAGAACACACAUGUUCUUGGGAAGGAGGGGAUACGUUUUGGAGUUGCACUUUAUGGAGAUCUCACAAGGAUAAGUAUUGAGUUGUCGGAUUAUGAGAACACUCAUGAAGUUUUACUUGCUCUUCAAAACAUACCCUAUAAAGGAGGAAACACAAAGACUGGAGAAGCCCUUGGCUUCCUGGCAGACAGAGUAUUCAAUCCCUCCAUUUCCAGGGAAGAUGCUGCUAAGAUAGUUUUGCUACUGACUGAUGGAAAAUCUGGUGAUGCCGUGGAAGAAAAAGCCCAGUUACUUCAGGACAGAGGAGUUACCGUUUUUACUAUAGGUAUAAAAAACUCAGACAUGAAUGAGCUGAUAAAAAUAGCUUCUCAUCCCAGCGAGGAGCAUAUCAUUAUAGUCAGCGACUUCCGUUUCCUUGACGAUCAUCUGCCCAAGAUUUCCCGAAGAGUUUGCUUUGCAGCUUCUGAGCCCCCAAGGCCAAUCAAACAGAUUGUGGAAAGUGAGAAAAUAAUUGGCCCCAAAGAUCUGAUUGUAAGUGAGGAAAGUUACAGCUCUAUGCGUCUCAAUUGGACCCCAGCCACAGGAGAUGUCACAGGGUACCAGGUUGUAGUAAAUCCAGUUUUACCUUCAGGGCGUUUAAACUCCAACGACCAGAGACAGAUUUUCCUGGACAAAGACAAGCGCACUGUACUGGUGACAGACCUGAUACCAACUACUGAGUAUUUCUUUACUGUAUUGGCAAACUACCCAAAUGUCAUUGGAGAUUCAGCUACCGUUAGGGGAAAAACAACUCCUGUACCGCCAGUCACUAAUUUCCGAGUCACAGAAGAAGGCCUUUUUGGGCUGAAGGUAGCAUGGACUCCUCCUCUGGGGAAGCUGGAAGGCUACAAGAUCUAUAUACCUCGAUCAAACAGACCAGGGCUGGCUUAUGAGCAGAUUCUGAAAGGAGACAUUUCAUCACACACUAUCGACAACUUAGAGGAAGAUAAAGAAUAUACAGUCAGCAUCUAUGCUGUGUAUCCUCAAGGGCCAAGCCAACCGGUGUCAGCAAUAGGCCGCACUUUGAAGCUAAUUCCAGUAAAGUCAUUGACAGUUCAGAACAUCACCACGGGUUCUGUUCGUGCUCAUUGGUCCAAAGUGCGAGGCGCUACUGGGUAUCGGCUCACCUGGUCCUCUGAAGAGGGAAUUAACCAGAACAUUAACCUGGCGGACAGCUACAGCCAAUACCUUAUCCAGGGACUACAGCCUGACACUGAGUACACAGUUACAGUCAAUCCCAUCUUUGUGGAUGUAGAAGGACCCUUUGUAUCAGCAAAAGCUAUAACCUUGGCCUCGAGUGCGGUACAAACACUAAAAGCAUCAUCAGUAACAAUGAACAGUGCGGUGGUGUCAUGGAACCCAGUGGUUGGGGCCACGGGAUACCGACUAGCAUGGGGCCCCACUCCAGAUUUUUUUGGAAGAGAUCGCACGCGUCAGCUAGCACUAAACAGUUCCAUCACCUCUUACCAGCUGAAGAACCUUGUACAUGACACCGAAUACGUCCUCUCCCUCUAUGUGUUGUUUGGCUCAGUGGUUGGGCCGGGAAUUUCCGCCACUGCAAGAACAUCUCCUCUUGGGUAUGUAUCUAACUUUAAGGUGACCGGAUACACAAGUACCUCUAUCUCACUCGCUUGGAGUUCUACAGCUGGGGCCACUGAAUAUAAAGUCUCCUGGAGCCCAGCAGCAUCAUCAGAUAACCCCAAAAGCCAAUACCUGGCUCUGACGGUCCGAUCUUAUCAUCUUACUAACUUGCAGCCAAACACCAGGUAUAUUGUGAAUGUACAAGCCAUGUACAGCAACUCCGAAGGUCCAGCUGCUACACUUAUCCAAAGCACAGACUCUAACCCCACUCAGGUGCUUCAUGUGAAAGACCUGCAGAUCAUUGACACUGGAGUAAAUAAACUAAAGUUGUCCUGGAAAAAAACACCUGGAAUAACCCAUUACAAGAUAUCAUGGCAGCCUUUGGAUGGUGGUACCAGGAACUCAAAAAUUAUUCCUGCAGACUCUUCAUUUUUCACAAUUCCCGAUCUGAAGGAAAGCGCCACCUACAACAUCUAUGUGUCUUCUCUUAUUGGGAACCGCGAGGGAAGUCCUGUGCUUAUAAAAGCAAAAACAUUGGACUUGCCAAAGGUGGAAGUGUUUGAGGUCAGAGACAUCACAGGAGAUAGCAUUCUGCUGAACUGGUCGGGUGUCACUGGCGCAUCGUCGUAUAUUCUCUCAUGGAAACAGACUUCUGCUUCUGAACCAUCUGUGGAGCAGUUGGCCACAUCCUACCAAUCUUUCCGGAUCACUGGCCUGGAGUAUGGGAAAACUUAUGUGUUUACUAUAAAGCCUCUGUUUGGAGAGAUGGAGGGACCUGAGAAAGUCAUUACCCAGGUUAUAGUUGGACCUAAGAGAAAACCUGCCAUCCCCAUUUCAAACAUUCAGGGGUCUCAGCUCACCACGACGACACAGAAAACUCCAACAACUCAUUCUCCCAGUAGCAUUUCAAAGGAGGAUGCUGCAACCACCAGCUUUGCUGGACGUGCAGCAUUAACAACAAUAUCUGGGCCUGUUUGUGCAACGACUAAAGCAGACCUUGUAUUUCUUGUGGACGAAUCCUCCAGCAUUGGGCCAAGCAACUUUCUGAAGGUUAAAGAUUUCCUCUACAGAAUUGUUUCAUAUUUUCCCAAAAUUGGACCCCAAGGAACACAGAUUGCCAUUGCUCAGUAUAGCGAGGAGCCUAGGACUGAAUUCCACCUUAAUGAGCACAAGGAUAGAAACUCUGCGCUGAAAGCCAUUAGAUCGAUGCACUAUUAUGGCGGCAACACCAAGACAGGUCGAGGUAUAGGACAUGUGAUCAAGGAGAUGUUUCAAGCCUCCAAAGGAAUGAGGCCAUCGUCGCCCCGCACACUAGUGCUGAUAACUGACGGGAAGUCACAGGACAGCGUUUUACAGCCAGCCAGGGUGGCGCAUAUGUUAGGCAUCCGCAUGAUAGGAGUGGGCGUUGCGGCAGCAGAUAUGGAUGAGCUCAGAAGUAUGCUGAUGAAUCGUAACCUGGAGAACAUUUUCUUUGCCAGCACCUUUGAUGAUUUAACCCUUAUUGUACGGGAGUUAAUAGAGACCAUCUGCACUGAGACUGAACAAUUAGCUAAAGCAAAACCAGCAGAGUUCGUUAAAGAGAUCGAAGAGGAGGAGAUAGAAGAUCCAGAAACACCUCCUGCCAAACCAGAGGGACCUUGUGACUGCCCAAAGGGACAAAAAGGACAAAAGGGUGAAACUGGACCACCAGGGGAGUCAAGCUUCACAGGUUUACUAACUGGUGGACUUGACCCUUUCAAUAUGGAUUCAAAAGGAGAGAAAGGAGAGCGAGGUAUUCCUGGACAAGAUGGGAUCCCAGGUCUUCCUGGACGACCCGGUCGAACUGGUCCCCCAGGACCACCAGGGCAAAUGGGUCACAAAGGUUUUCAAGGGGACAUUGGACCCCAGGGGUAUCCAGGACAUCCAGGACCAAAAGGAGAUAGGGGAGAGCCAGGAUAUGUCCUAGGAGGACUUGAUGGUCUUUCUGGUCGUGGGAUACCUGGAUCUCCGGGAUCCAAAGGUCAGCCGGGGGUUCCUGGCCUCCCUGGCCCUCCAGGACAUCCAGGAUUUCCAGGAACUCAGGGGAUACCUGGACUUUCAAUAAAGGGUGAAGCUGGUGAACCUGGAAGUCCGGGCCCUCAAGGGAUAACUGGACCAAAGGGAGACAAAGGGAACCAAGGAGUUCUGGGCAAGCCUGGUUUACCUGGCCCAAUUGGACUUGAUGGCCUGCCCGGACUUCCUGGACCAAAAGGACACAAGGGUGCUGAUGGAAUUGGAAUUCCAGGAAUACCAGGAUUAAAAGGAAUCGCAGGAGAAAAGGGUUCCAUGGGAAUUCCAGGACCGCCUGGCGAGAAGGGUAUCCAAGGGGUACAAGGUGCUGAGGGUGUACCUGGAUUAAGGGGCAAGAAAGGUCUGGAUGGAGCAAAGGGAAAUAAGGGUGACCGUGGUGAUCUUGGACCAAAAGGCCCCCCUGGAAUUGCUGGUCUUCCUGGACCUUUUGGCCAUAAAGGGGACCAGGGACUGCAGGGAUAUCCAGGAGCUCCUGCUAUGGGGGUAGUUGGACCCACUGGUAAAAAAGGAGCCAGAGGUGACAUUGGGCCAGUUGGGCCUGCUGGUCCUCAAGGCAUCAAAGGGAAACAAGGAGACAAAGGAGCGAAGGGUGAGCCAGGCUAUGGGAUACCAGGUCAACAAGGACUAAAGGGCGAUCCAGGGGAACGGGGUAACAUAGGAUUAUCAGGGAAACCUGGCCCAAAGGGUGAUCCUGGGAGCAAAGGAGACAAGGGAGGUCUUGGGCUUACUGGGAGCGUGGGACUUCCUGGACUAAGAGGUAAAGAUGGUGAACCAGGUGUGAAGGGGGAGCCAGGCAUGGAGGGAGUAGCAGGAAAACCUGGUGAGCCUGGACAGAAAGGAGAAAGGGGUUCUGUAGGAUUUCCUGGGCGUGGUGGAGAAAUGGGUCUUAAAGGAGAGAUGGGCCCCCCAGGAAGAAAUGGCACUGAUGGUAAAAAAGGAGCGAGAGGAGAGUCUGGAAAACCCGGACCCCCUGGGGCUGUAGUAACCUCAUUAGAUAGCAGACCUGCUGUCAAAGGUGAAAAGGGUGAACCAGGAGAUCCUGGAGAUCCAGGGGAAUCUGGCUUUAAAGGAGAAAAAGGAGACCUAGGACCAACAGGACCAGCGGGUCCAGAAGGUCGACCUGGACCUCCAGGUGAUGCAUCGCUGAAUUUGAACCCUGAAAAAGGCACGAAAGGUGAAAAGGGUAACACAGGAUCUCCUGGCAGCGGUGGGAAGCCUGGAGCUGAUGCGCCACCAGGAGAAAAGGGGGAGCCAGGUCAAAAAGGGGAACCAGGAAAUAUAGAGCUAAGUGAUGUUAUUGGGAGUAAAGGAGAACGUGGAGACGUUGGGCCAGAAGGACCUCCUGGGUCACCAGGACCACCUGGACCUCCAGGACCUCAAGGGCAGGAGGGUCCUCCUGGAAAGCACCUGCAGAUAGAGGAUUUGGAAAGACUAUUUGAGGCUUAUGGAAUUAAGCUGGCUUUGUUAAAGGAACUGUCUGACCAUCUUGUCCAGAACGGAGUCACUGAUCUGUUUCAGCAGCUCACAUCUUUAAAAGACAAUCGGCUCACAAAAAGCAAGCAAGGAAUUAAGCACUCUCUAGAUUACACAGAGUCAAGUGAGAAUAAAAAAGCCCAAAAGAAAAAGAAAACUCAAGUGGAAGUUUCUUCUAUUGAUCUCACAUCUAACGUGGUCCCAGAAGAGCAGGAGAACGCACAAGACUUGAGACUCGGCCAAAUCACAGUUGAAGCCAACUCAUUACCGCUACCCACCAUCCAGAGCAGCACCACGUUUGUAGAUGAAGUCCCCUCUGUUAGCCAAUCUAGUGACCAUGAAAUAUCACUAAAGACCCAAAAGAAACAGGCAAAGCUUGUGAAUGUAAAGGAGUCCAGGAAGGAACAAAAAAAGAAGAAUCGCUUGGAGAAUGUGUUGAUUGAAACCAGGACAAAGGAUCUCAGUGUUGGAGAGGUUAUAGGAAGAGGGGAUGAUCUGGCCAACAACGGAGGAAAAGCUGCCAUCACUGAGUCCCCAAGAUUUACAGAACAGCUAAAACUGGACUCUUUAGAAGAGACUUCAGAAACAUCAAUUAACAUUACGUCUGACAUAAACACUGUACUGGAAAAUCUGCCAAUCAUCACAGAAAAGGAGAGCAAAAAGGAGCAGAAGAGAUUACGUUUACAAGAAGAAAUCAUCCAAGGUCCAGAAAUGCUCAUGGGGAGCUUGUCUGAGAUGCUGUUACCUGAAGACGUACAAGAAAGUCUGUGGGACGUUGUUACUGAACUUAGUCCAACCAAUUCAGGAGAAAACACCAAUGCUACGUCGUACACAGUCAGUGUAUUAGAUGAUGACUUGAGGAUAAGUGAGGGGACGAUUGAGGACAUAAUUGACCCAACUGAAAUAAGUGCAACGGAACAAACUCACUCAGAGCAGAACAUUGCUGGCACCAGUAAUCCCAUAGAUCAACUGGAUCAGUUUAGAGUCAGAAGGUCAGCGGAGGAGGAAGAGAGUGACGUAGAUGAAGACCACAGUGAGCACCCGCAAUAUCCGGAGUACUCCCCUCAUCCAGAGACACGAAGAGGAAGAAAAUAUAAGAAUCAAGGCCCAGAAGAUGAGGAUGCAGAUGUUGUAUCUCUCAAACGUCACAAGGAAGGAAGAGGACGUUUAGGAACUCAGAGGGACAAGUGCCUUAAGGGUGAGCCGGGAGAUCAAGGUCGGAAGGGUGAAAAGGGUGAAAUUGGAGAAAAGGGACAGAAGGGGGAGCCUGGAGUUGGACAUAGAGGGCCAGUGGGACAGGCAGGGCCACCUGGAUAUAAGGGGGAACCAGGUGAUGCGGGACCCCCAGGAACACAGGGAAUCCAGGGGAUACAGGGGAACUCAGGAAUUUCAGGAUUCCAAGGAGAAAGAGGACGGACAGGGCUACCUGGACCUGUAGGGCCACCUGGAGAGCGUGGAAAGCGCGGUAAAAACGGAAACCCUGGACCUCCAGGUGCUUCAGGACCUGCAGGAAAACAGGGACCACCGGGAGCCCCUGGUAGCAGAGGUGACAAGGGAGACAUGGUGAUUGGUGAACCUGGCCCCAGAGGACCACGUGGUCUCCCAGGCACCCGGGGUGAUAACGGAAGACCAGGAACAAACGGACUAGCAGGAGGCAUGGGUGUAAAGGGCUUGUCGGGAGUUAAAGGUGAAAGAGGUGACAGAGGAAUUUCUGGACUUAAAGGAGAAAAGGGUGAUCCCAUGACAUUGUUUGGAUCUCAAGGAUAUAAAGGAAGCAAAGGAGAUCCUGGUGACAGAGGCCAUCCAGGCUUUGAUGGUGACAAAGGAGAGAAAGGAGAAGAUGGGCCAGCAGGGGAAAAGGGUGUGAAAGGUGAAGCUGGUUCUAAGGGAUCGAUGGGAUUAUUUGGUGCUCGAGGACCCGUGGGACAGAAGGGUGAUCCAGGAGCCACAGGACUUCUAGGACUUAGAGGUGCAGCCGGAGUGGAUGGAAGGAAUGGACUCAAGGGGACAAAAGGUGACCGAGGCCUACAGGGACAAAAGGGAGAAGUGGGAGAAAAGGGGGAUUCUGGAUUUGUAGGUGAUCCUGGUGAAAAGGGGGAGAAGGGGUUACAAGGAUUGCCGGGGAAAAUGGGAAUUCCUGGGAUUGCAGGAUUUAAAGGGGAAAUUGGAAGCAAAGGAGAUGGGGGUGCAUUAGGAGCAACAGGACCACCAGGAGUAAAGGGUGAUAAAGGAUAUAAAGGAAUUAACGGGACCGAUGGACUUCUGGGAGAUAAAGGAGAAAAAGGAAGCAAAGGAGCGCCUGGGCUGAAUGGUUUCCGAGGACCAAUAGGACAUCCAGGACAGGUUGGGGACCCUGGCUCUCUAGGGCCCGCAGGACCAAGAGGAGAACCUGGCACAAAGGGAGUGAGAGGCAAAAGAGGGAAAACGCUGCCCUGCCCGCGAGGAACCCCUGGAACACCUGGAAGUAAAGGAGAGACGGGACAAGAUGGGCCCGAAGGGCUGAAAGGGGACAAGGGAGACCCUGGACUCUCUGAUCAAGAAGUUAAAGAACUCGUCAGAAAUGAGAUGAGUGACAAAUGUGCCUGUGCAGGAAAAGAUUUUCAGCUGGUCAUUAAAUCUUCCAACCCAGAUGAAUUUUACGACGAUAUCGACCCAACUGAAGAGGUGACUUUGCCCCCUGAAGGCACAACAGUGGAAAAUACUGUAGAAGAUAUUGUCUGGAAUACAACUCUUCCCACCACCCAACCAUCAAGCACUCACCCAGCACAGAACACCACAGGUAGCUGA